AUGUUUAUGGAUAGUACAUCCUUGAAUGUACUUGCUUGGAACAUUAGGGGAGCAUCAGGAGCUCAUGGUCAGAGGAGGGCUAGGGAUUUGAUUAGAUCCUUUCGUCCCUCCUUAUUUAUAGUUGUUGAGACACAUUGUCCUUUUGAUACAGUUGCUUCGUUUUGGCGUCGAGCUGGUUAUGACCUUUGUGGGUGUUCGGAAGCGUCUGGUCAUCGGGGAGGAAUCUGGAUUCUUGCGCCCGCUAACAGAAGCUUUGAUGUGCGAGUGAUGGAGGUUCAUUUUCAAGCUGUAACCAUCUCUAUCAGUGUAAAUAAUAGAGCCUGGACUUGCUCAGCAAUUUACGCAAGCCCUAAUCCUUCGUUGAGAGAGGACUUUUGGAGGUACUUAAUCGAUCUUCGCCAAAGGAUUUUGGAACCUUGGCUUGCUGUGGGUGACUUUAACGAAAUCAUCUCCCCUUUAGAGGUGUCAGGAGGCGCGUUUUGUCAAAACAGAGCAAACCGUAUGCUCUCCAUGUUAGAGGCCUGUGAGUUUCUCGAUCUUGGAUCCACUGGGAAGCAAUUCACUUGGGAGAGAAGGCCACACGGAGGUCGUACCAUUGCAAAGCGCCUAGAUAGAGCUGUUGGGGACAUUGCUUGGCGCCACACCUUCCCGGAGGCUUACGUGGAGCAUUUGGCUCGAGUGUAG
Molecule: messenger RNA, 684 nt
Organism: Lotus japonicus
Lineage: Eukaryota; Viridiplantae; Streptophyta; Magnoliopsida; Fabales; Fabaceae
Exons: 1
Coding region: 1-684 (227 amino acids)
Molecular function (GO): catalytic activity
Source: RefSeq, a predicted model, not a curated record